This is a messenger RNA of Lolium perenne, 796 nucleotides long. RefSeq lists its product as uncharacterized. Lineage: Eukaryota; Viridiplantae; Streptophyta; Magnoliopsida; Poales; Poaceae. The record is from RefSeq and is a predicted model, not a curated record.
GCCACCGUGCUCCGGUUGGUGGGGUGGGCCUCGUCUGCUCUCCCCUUUUCUUCUCCGGCGAGCUGUGCGCCACCGCCGCCGUCGACGGAAUGGACGCUCAGGCGACCUGGAGGGCGGGGUCGGUGGGCUCCAGGAUGUCUUACAAGAACGCCACCCUCGCCCUGUGCGCCAUCAACGUCCUCGCGGUAGCCCUCCUCCUUCGCAACCACUUCUCGGCCUGGCCGCGCCUCGCCGGCAGCCACCGGUUCGACUCAGCUCAGCUGCGGUAUAUAUGGGAGUCUGAAGAGUUGCGCCGUGCUAUGGAGCCUGCGGAUUUGAUCAAGAGAGUGAAGGAAAUCGAGCAGGAAUCUUAUGGCGAGCAUGGCAUGUCAACGCAAGAAGAUCCCAAGCAGACGGCUGCCGUUGACUUAUCAAACAGGCUGAAGGAUUUACGGCAAGGGAAUGAUGGCAGCAGCCAAAGAGCUCUGGAGGAGUGGCGUAAGCGGAAGAUGGAGCGCGCGAGGCAGCGAGCGAUCGACAAGGACGCGGCGAUGCCUGGGACGAAAGCGCGGUGAAGCGUAUGUAUGUAUUAGAGGUGUUCCGGAACGCAAGGGCGGCGUUCUUCCUCUGCUUAGUUCGGAGCUGGUGCGGUGCGUAAAUAAUGAUAUAUCUUGGCACGUUGGAGUGCCAGCACCUGCAUGAUCAUGUCUGUAAAAUGACCUGGGAAUCUGGGAUACUAUCGUCCUGUCUGUGAAUUCACCUGUAACACCGUUGUUCUGGAGAAGAACCGAAAAUCAGAUGGGUGUUUUUAGUGAUU